Venustampulla echinocandica is the source of this 1239-nucleotide messenger RNA. RefSeq lists its product as uncharacterized. NCBI's taxonomy places the organism in Eukaryota, Fungi, Ascomycota, Leotiomycetes, Helotiales, Pleuroascaceae. The transcript has 2 exons. Bases 1 to 1239 code for a protein of 412 amino acids. The record is from RefSeq and is a predicted model, not a curated record.
AUGUCUCCGCCAGGAGAAGAAGAUUUCAGAACUGGCGUUCAGCAGGACUUGUUUCAGUACCAUUUUGCGGAACCUGAUCCCCAUCAGGGCCAUCAGGAUCUUGUUCCGCAAGGCGGGCCUCCUGGGUCCCAACGCGCCGCGUUCAAAUCGAGUCCAAGUCACAUCGAGCGGUUGCGGGCACUGCCAGAAGUGCGUCCGAUCCCAUGGCGAGCAGGUCAGGAGCUGCUACCGGAGAAAGCAAUUGACAGCCCACGCGUGCAACAGCGCGGCGCAAUCCUACUGUCCACGCGAGGAAAUGUAGUGGGGACGCCAUGUACACAUUGCGCUGCUGGAUUCGGACGCUUCUCCCAGUGCAUUACCUUGGAGCCCUGGUUUCAAGGCGCGUGUUCAACAUGUAUCUUCACGUCCAAAGGCAAUAAAUGCAGCUUGCGCCACGAGGCGUCAGGAACGGCUGAUGGAAGGGCGCUCCGCUAUCACUCUUCGAAUCCUGAGAUGCUGAAAUCAUACAUCCUAUCUAAAGCUUCCGACCCCCCAAAACCUCCCAGAAAGCGCAAGAGGCGAUCCGAGGCGGACAACCCCCCACCGAAUAUCAAUUUCUCAGCGCCACCUUCGAAUAUCGCAGAGUCUUUUCCCUCAGCGCCUCCGGAUCUAGACAGAUUACUCCAGGCCGACAUUGCGGGUCGCCAAACUCCCGACGCGCGGGAACAAUCAUAUCAACUAGAAAAGAAGCAGAAGCACCGUGAGAAUGCCGCCCAGGAUGAUAUGGCAGAUACCACAAAUACGCCGAAACAUAUACUUCCUCGGGGCAAACAGCCUUCUAAUGCCAUUUCAUCAACACGCGGCUGGACCGCACCUAAUACACCAAACCCCACUGCUGAGCCGGUAAACUAUAUCCGCACAGUUCAGCAUGCUAAUACACCAACCCCUUCAACUCAACCAGCGAACUACCUUCCGACAGUUCAGCAUGCUACUACACCAAACCCUUCAACUCAAUCGGCGAACUAUAUUGAAACGGUUCUUCACGGUAAUACACCAAACUCCGCGGCGAAGCUCGACCCAUCCGGCCAUACCACGCAACCUUCAACUUCGGCUAUUGAUGCUCUCCCGAAGGAAAAACAACGACACAUACACGUGCUUCUCAGUCGUAUGCAGGGGAAUGUCGAUCAUCUCCAGCAGCAGAUGAAUUUCCUCAAGGCGGUGUUGGGUAUGGAGAUUGAUGAGCCUGGCGAUGUGCGCUGA